AUGGUAUGCGCGCAACUUCGCCGUGCUUUCCUCUCACCAUCGUCGAUCGUCAUCCCUCCCUACGCGUCUAUAUCGCCGGCUCCCACAGUGCGAUCCCGUCAGUCGAGAGAAGAGGAAGAGGGACGAAGAUGCUUCCAGGUGCUGGUGGAGCGGCAGGUGGCGGCGGCGCGCUGGGGCACAUCCGCGCGGCGGCCGGGGCCAACUUCUUCCUCGGCUUGGCGUUGGCCGCAAUGGCGCUCGUCGUCGCCACUCGCCACCAGCUACCACCCCAGCGACCUCCACGUCCACGCCCAGAUCGGUCACGCGGCGGCGCCGGCCGCGUACGCCGGGGAAACCCAGCAGCAGCACUGCGCGGCCACGGAGGCGGAGGCGCUGGACCUGCACAAGACGGCGCUGAUGCUGGUGCUCUCGGGGCUGGCUCAGGCAAUGAUUGCCGCGGCGGCCGACUUGGCCCUGGCGUGGGACGGUGGCAUUCUGGGCCGGCUCUUCGCCGUCGUGGCGCCCCUCGUCGGCGCCAUGAACGUCUAUUCCAUCUGCUAUGUCGUCCACGGGGUGGCAGUCGUCGCCGGCGGGCACUGCGCCGCUGGGUACCUGUACCUCCCCGACUUCGGCUCCUACUUGGCCAUCGCCGUUCUGCUCAUCGUCAGCCUCGUCGUCACCCUUUGCGGGUAGGAGUUACCAACUGGCUGCCACUGCCGCUGAUUCCCUCUAGCUUAGCUUAGAUCAGUCGCAGCAUCCAUCUGCUUCUACCUCUAGCAGUAGCUACUACUACACUAGUACGUCCCUGGAUGAUCACCUCAUGCUUAGCUUAGCGAGCUCGCAGAGCAUCCAUCUUCUUCUACCUAGCACUAGUACACUACUGCUACAUCUAUGGAUCUUAGUGAUUAAUCGUACAAUUACUAGUACCAUCAGCAGUGUGAUGAUCGAGGU
Messenger RNA from Triticum dicoccoides, 930 nucleotides. RefSeq lists its product as uncharacterized. NCBI's taxonomy places the organism in Eukaryota, Viridiplantae, Streptophyta, Magnoliopsida, Poales, Poaceae. The record is from RefSeq and is a predicted model, not a curated record. The transcript has 2 exons. Bases 1 to 672 code for a protein of 223 amino acids.